GCCAUGAUGAAAGGGAGGCGAAGGCCCAUUCCGCCAUUUUCUUUUCGUGGAGGUUGGGCUCGCGUGCUUCUCUGCGCUGUGGUCAUCAUGGACCGGAAGCGUGUGUGGCGCGCCUGCCUUGAGGCCAGCAUCAGGGAAGGGUGUCCCAGGUGCAGAGGAAGCGUCCUUCACGUGUUCCUGGAGGACUUUCGGCUCGCAAGCGCUUCUCCAUUCUCCCAAUGUCUCGGGCCUGCUCUAGUCCAGAGGAGAAAAGAAUAAUAAAUAUCACACUAAACACCAUGGAAUACUUCUCAAGUCACCAAAGAGAUGGAACUGGACAGAAUACUUCUGUCCAUAAGGCCCUUAGAAGCCCCCUAAGCGAAAUACCAAUGAGGACCUCCCCAGCAGCUGCUGUCUCUCCUGCCAGAGGCAUCUGGCUUAGAGCAGUGUGCGGUCGGCCAGCAAAGGGAUGACUCAAUGCUUGGACCUUCCUGAUCUUCCCCUUACAGAUCUUCGAAAGGGAAGGACCUAGGAACUGAAGCCAGACCCCCACCUCUGCAAGAGUUCCUUGCUGGAGUCACUCAGCAGACCCCCACUCUCUGGACUUUGGGGACAUGAGACUGCUUGAGCACCUCCACCAGAGGGAAAGUGGAAGUGGCCCCAAGAAAGAGGGAACCACGAAGCAGUUUCAGUGUGGAAAGAAGAAACCCUCUGGUGGCCUUGGCCCGGGAAUAUGGCGGUUUCAAGUGCAAUGCUGUACUGAAAUGGUACCAGAAGAAGACAGAAGGUUACAUGGCAAUGAUAGUAAGAAAUGCUAAAGAUAUAGCUCAUACAAAAGCAGAAUGGAAUAUUCUGGAAGAAGUAAAGCAUCCCUUCAUCGUGGAUUUAAUUUAUGCCUUUCAGACUGGUGGAAAACUCUACCUCAUCCUUGAGUAUCUCAGUGGAGGAGAACUAUUUAUGCAGUUAGAAAGAGAGGGAAUAUUUAUGGAAGACACUGUGUGCUUUUACUUGGCAGAAAUCUCCAUGGCUUUGGGGCAUUUACAUCAAAAGGGGAUCAUCUACAGAGACUUGAAGCUGGAGAAUAUCAUGCUUAAUCACCAAGGUCAUGUGAAACUAACAGACUUUGGACUAUGCAAAGAAUCAUUCAUGACGGAACAGUCACACACACAUUUUGUGGAGCAAUAGAAUACAUGUGAGCUGCAUGUUAAACAUAAUUGGUUUGGAGCCUCCAUUUACUGGGGAGAAUAGAAAGAAAACAAUUGACAACAUCCUCAAAUGUAAACUAAUUUGCCUCCCUACCUCACACAAGAAGCCAGAGAUCUGCUUAAAAAGCUACUGAAAAGAAAUGCUGCUUCUCAUCUGGGAGCUGGUCCUGGGGAUGCUGGAGAUGUUCAAGCUCAUCCAUUCUUUAGACACAUUAACUGGGAAGAACUUCUGGCUUGAAAGGUGGAGCCCCCAUUUAAACCUCUGUUGUGCAUCACCCGGAUCUCUGCCUUCACGUUCACAUGGUGUUCUACCUGUGUGCGUAUCUGUGGCCAAAUUUCCCCUUUUUCUAAGGAUACCAGGCAUAUUGGAUUAGGGCUCCUCUCUACUCCAGUAGGACCUCAUCUUCGCUCAUUACAUCUGCAAUAACCCUUUCCAAAUAAGGUCACAUUCUGAGGAACUAGAGCAAUCUGAAGAGGAUGUAAGUCAGUUUGAUUCCAAGUUUACACGUCAGACACCUGUCGACAGCCCAGAUGACUCAACUCUCAGUGAAAGUGCCCAUCAGCUCUUUCUGGAGCUUCGCCAGAAUACCUCCUGGAGUUGUUGACAUUGGGCCCUACUGGAACCUUCCUGAAUGAUCAGGGCCUGCAGCUCCGAGGCCAGCCUAGAACGAAGAGGUGAUCAGAGAAAGAGGUCCUUACUCUGCCUCUCACCCUCCCCAGCCGCAGUAGACGCAGCUUCAGGUGAAGGCCGGCCUUUCAGCAGGGGUCUGCCGGGCCAUGGGCUUGGACAGCACAGGGCCGGUCUGCUCUGCCCACAGCCUGCCCCUGAGUAUCCCAACACAGACCUACCGGGAGGCACUGGCCACGGCAUCAGGGUAUGGUGCUGGGAUGUAGAAGCAGGCGGCAGAAGCACACUUGUUCUCCCCACCAGGGCCCUGCACGACCCAGGUGUGCGGGUCAGUGUUAUCUAUCAGCUUAUACCGCUCACCCCGCAGCAGCUGCACCUGCGAGCACAGAAAGGGAGCGGCUGCUGUGGGCUCAGGGGGCAGGGGUCCAAGGCCAGGGCAGAGUAGGGGCUGGGGACAGAGACAGAUGGGGACAGCAGCUGGAACAGGGACAAGAGUAGAGUGGGAGGUGCUGGGGUAGAAAAGAGGCAGGACAGGACUUGGAGAGAGGAGGGUCUGCGUCAAGGGAAGGAGUAGGGCAAAAGUGGGCGCAGGAGACAGCUGGGGAUGGAGCAGGGAUGGGCUUGGGCAGGGGCAGGGGAUGGGCUAGGUGGGGCUGGAUGGUGGCAGGGGUGAGGUGGGGGAGUUCGCACUUCUCCUGGGUCCCAGUCACAGAUGCUGUCCACGUGCAGGGGCUGCUAAGGCAGGUUUUUUCGCUGUGGCAGGGGGACCACAUCCCGGCUUCGCCGCUGCAGGUCCCCAGUGGCCCUCUCAGUGAUGGCCAGCUGUUUCUCCUCUGCCUGCCAGGGGCCCAGGCAGAGGGGACUCAGGCCAGGCUGCACUGGAGGCUGGCCACACCAUACCCAUCCUUCAAAAGGACUAGAGGCUGGCCUUCAAGAAGGCAGGGGUCUCUAAAUCAGCAAAGUAAAAGGAGCCCCUCUCUGGGGGCCUAGGAUCCUGGGAUCUGCUAGUUGCAGGGAGGGGGAUGGCACAGCAUCACCCAGGCCUCCGAGCAGAAGCUAGACGGGCCUCAGAGCUCUCCCAGGCUGCCCUUGUCCCACUGCAAAUGAGAAAACUGAUGUCCAGAGGUGGGAGGAGCUUGCUGGUACCUGGCCAGCCUCCUGCUAAAGCAGACCCCCCGCCAGCACCCAGGCCAGGGCUUGGGACAGGACUAGGUACCGAGGCAGAAGGGCUGAGGCCCAGAAAGAUGGACAGGACUAAUUCCCAGAGGUGGGGUGCAGAUGGCCUGGUGGGGCUCUCUCACCUCCAGCUGUUGCAGCAGCUCUGUGGGGGUGCCAGGGGGGCCCCUAGGUGCAGGGCUGGACUUGGCAUCCAAGUUGGAGUUGAGCUUCUCCAGGGUCUGGCUGACUGAGUCGGCCUCUUCUGGAACUAAGUUCACUGGGUGGUCAAGGGCAGAGCCUGGGGCAACCUGCUGCCCACUAACUCUACAAACCAGCUGAACUUAAGCCAGCUAAACCUAAACCACCUAAACACACAGCAGCUAAACCUAAACCAGAAAAACCUAAACCAGGUAAACCUAAACCAGCUAAACACACAACAGCUAAACCUAAACCAGAAAAACCUAAACCAGCUAAACCUAAACCAGCUAAACACAAACCAGAUAAACCUAAACAAGAUAAACCUAAGCCAGCUAAACUUAAACCAGCUAAACCUAAACUGUCACUCUCCCCUACUCUGGUCGGUCUUUCUUUUCCCUACCCAGGCGGCAGGACCUUUUAUCACCGGUGUGCUCUUGCAAAUGGGGUCUUAUUUGUGCACUGAACUUAAUUUUUUUAAGUGGGUCAUAAAACACUUGGUCUUCAUCCUUCCUGCACAAAUGAAGGGCACCGUCACCUGCCUCCCUCCAGCACCUGAAGUCUUUCUUGCUGGGACAGAGGGUAUUGGAGCUGCACUUGUCCCAGCCCCGGAGAAGAAGCUAUGCUUUAAAGAAGCAUUCCAAGUGUUUUUACGGAAUUUUUGUCAGUGUGUGAUCAUAGUUUGUGGUUCUAUAGGAAAAUGUGUGAAACAUUAUCUGCCCCCAAAUCCCAGUUGUAUAUUAUAUCAGGGUUUCUCAACCGUUUUUUUUCAUUAUUAUUCUCCUAAAGAGCCUUUUAAGAAAUCUUUUCUUUAUUUUCCCCCCACCUCAUCCCCAUAAAAUUUUAUUUACUUAUUUA
Messenger RNA from Pan troglodytes (chimpanzee), 4023 nucleotides. RefSeq names its product ribosomal protein S6 kinase beta-1-like. Gene Ontology annotation, biological process: protein phosphorylation. Gene Ontology annotation, molecular function: protein kinase activity; ATP binding. The coding region runs from base 772 to 1164 and encodes 130 amino acids. The transcript has 17 exons. The record is from RefSeq and is a predicted model, not a curated record. Lineage: Eukaryota; Metazoa; Chordata; Mammalia; Primates; Hominidae.